Messenger RNA from Ixodes scapularis (black-legged tick), 692 nucleotides. RefSeq lists its product as uncharacterized. Lineage: Eukaryota; Metazoa; Arthropoda; Arachnida; Ixodida; Ixodidae. The record is from RefSeq and is a predicted model, not a curated record. The transcript has a single exon. The coding region runs from base 90 to 692 and encodes 200 amino acids.
CUGAUUUGCCGGAUCUCUUAUAUGAGCCACCACCUGUCAAUUACGAUACACCUCAGAAUUACUGCCAUGAACUACGUCACAGACUUACAAUGGCUCAUGAAACAGCACGAGAGAAACUAGCCAAAUCAGCUGAACACAGAAAAGAACUGUACGAUCGAAAUUCGCAAAGAGCAACUUACAACAUAGGCGAUCUCGUGUACAUUGAAGUAAAGGCCGUUAAACGAGGAAUAUCAAAGAAGCUGUUUCCUAAGUGGGAAGGCCCGUACCACGUGAUUAAAAAACUAUCUGAGGUUACGUAUUGUGUCAAGAAUGCCCGCACUGGGGAGCGGAAAGUGCUCCACGUGAACAGGAUGAGGAAAACGACGGCAGGCGAAACGCGAAUCCCGGAGUUAGCAGACAACCACCACAAACGCUCUCAAGACGAGGGAUGCUCUUUCUCAUCCUUACCUCACAAUUUGGCGCCACGGGGACCUGCCGGAAACGAAGGAACAACGGUCGGGUACCCAGAUAGAGAGCAGAUCGCACCGGGGAUUUUCGAAGAGCUCGACGUGACCGGGAGAAUGACCACCAAUGGGCAGCAGACAAUGCCCCCAAUGUCUUCGGUUGAACGUAUAGAAGAGUUGCCAAUGGCACCCCCAGAACCUUCUGGAAUGUCCCAUUCUUACGCCCUCCGCAGUCGGGCACCAGUGUGA